UUGUCAUGCAUUGUCGUCGCGUGCACUGGACGUCAUCGCUCACUCACAUCAGCGCAGCCGUUAGAUUUAAAUUCAUGGGCAUUUUAACUACAUCAUUCUCACCGUACCCGUUAUUGUUCUAUUGACAGCAUUCUGCCGGUGAACGUAACAUGAUGGUAAAUGCGUGGCUGUUUUGAAAGGAGUCGUCGCAGCAAGUUGAUCGCAAAGGACUUGGGGAUUUGUAGUUUAAUAGAGCCGGUCGACCGUGACAGACGUCGGCGCAACCGAGCAGAGGAACGCCAUCUCCCAGCAGCCAGUGCUCGCCGAGCGUUGCUGCGGCUAUCGCCGAGUCAAUCAGUAUGUUGGUGAAAGGCAUGAAUGUCACUGGCAUAUUCUAACAUAUCGCAGUAGUAUGCGCGGAAGUAGCGUCUAGAAGUGAUGUUUGGCCGUUCGAGGAGCUGGGUCGGUGGGAGCUCGGGGAAGUCCCCCAGAACCAUUCAUUCCUUGGAACAUCUGAAGUACAUGUACCAUGUCUUAACAAAGAACACGACUGUAACAGAGAGUAAUCGCAAUCUGCUGGUGGAAACAAUUCGAUCUAUUACAGAAAUCCUCAUCUGGGGAGAUCAAAAUGACAGCUCUGUCUUUGACUUUUUCUUGGAGAAAAACAUGUUUGUUUUCUUCUUAAAUAUCCUGCGCCAGAAAUCCGGCCGCUUUGUGUGUGUACAGCUACUUCAGACGAUCAAUAUCCUGUUUGAAAAUAUUAGCCACGAAACCUCACUGUAUUACCUGCUAUCUAAUAAUCACGUAAAUUCUAUUAUUGUGCACAAGUUUGACUUCUCUGAUGAGGAAAUCAUGGCAUAUUAUAUUUCUUUUUUGAAAACCCUUUCUCUUAAACUCAACAAUCAUACUGUGCACUUUUUUUACAAUGAGCACACUAAUGACUUUGCCCUGUACACGGAGGCAAUUAAAUUUUUCAACCACCCAGAGAGCAUGGUCAGAAUUGCUGUCAGAACAAUCACCCUUAAUGUGUAUAAAGUGUCAUUGGAUAACCAGCUUAUGUUGCACUACAUCAGGGACAAAACAGCAGUUCCCUAUUUCUCCAAUUUGGUUUGGUUUAUUGGAAGCCAUGUGAUUGAAUUGGACAACUGUGUGCAAACAGAUGAAGAGCAUAGGAAUAGAGGCAAACUGAGUGACCUGGUCGCUGAACAUUUAGACCACCUGCAUUACCUGAAUGAUAUCCUGACCAUUAAUUGUGAAUUCCUGAAUGAUGUGCUAACAGACCAUCUACUAAACAGACUUUUUCUGCCAUUAUACGUCUACUCUCUGGUGACUCAUGAACAGUGUGGUGAUCGUCCAAAGAUCAGCCGUCAAGCUUCAUUAUAUCUCCUUUCACAGGUGUUUUUAAUUAUACACUUUAGGCCAUUGGUGAAUUCUUUGGCUGAAGUUAUCUUGAAUGGGGACCUUUCAAUGUUUGGCUUUCAUUCAGAGCAGGAAGCUUUGAAACACUCAAUGUCCGCAAGUAUUCGAUGUUUCACCAAACCUGUGGAAACGUUGGAAAGAUCUCUUGAGAUUAGUCGACACAAGGGGAGAAAGAGAGUGCAGAAAAGGCCAAACUAUAAAAAUGUGGGCGAAGAAGACGAAGAGGAGAAGGGGAUAGACGACAAGGAAGAUGACACUGAAAGGCUGAAAGAAAUUGAAAUGGUUAUUAUGGAGCGAUGCAAGAUAUCGGGCUCCCAGAUUUCAGGCUUGAUGGAACAGAAUACCACAGAUGAGGAGAAAACUGCUGCUGCUACAAGGACUAACAAUCCAAGAAGAAGACCCUUCCUAGAUCUGGUGUAUAAAGCACUGGAGUGCUUUGAGGAAGAUUAUUAUGCACUAUUUGUGCUAUGUCUUCUCUUUGCAAUAUCUCACAACACAGGUGUAGACUCAGACCUGUUGGAAAAGAUUCAAAUUCCUCCAGAGAAUGCCAAGGAGAAGAGCUCAUAUAGCCAUGUACUGGCAGAAAGACUCAUUAAGAUAAUGAACCAAUCAACACGUUCUGAUGCAAAAAUUCGCUUGGCGACGUUGGAACUUGCUUGUCUCCUACUAAGACAGCUUGUGCUUUCAGAUGGUACCUGCAUUAUUAAAGAUGUGCAUCUUGCCUGUCAUGAGGGUGCAAGGGAAGAAAGUGUUCACUUGUUGCGACGUUUCUACAAGGGAGAAGACAUUUUUCUUGAUAUGUUUGAGGAUGAAUAUAGAGUCAUGAUGAGUAAACCCCUGAAUGUUGAGUAUUUGAUGAUGGAUGCAUCUAUCCUGUUGCCUCCCACUGGAACCCCACUAACUGGUAUAGACUUUGUGAAGAGGUUGCCGUGUGGUGAUGUGGAGAGAACGAGACGGGCUAUUCGAGUUUUCUUAAUGCUUCGUUCUUUAUCCCUACAACUCCAAGGUGAGCCAGAGACACAACUGCCUCUGACACGGGAGGAGGAUCUGAUUAAAACAGAUGACGUGUUAGAUCUAAAUAACAGUGAUCUAAUUGCUUGCACUGUUGUUUCGAAAGACAUCGGUCAAGUACAUCGGUUCUUGGCUGUAGAUGUUUAUCAAAUGAGCCUGGUGGAGCCUGAAAACAAACGGCUUGGAUGGGGAGUGGUAAAAUUUGCAGGUUUGCUUCAGGAUAUGCAGGUGAUGGGAGUUGAAGAUGACAGCAGAGCUUUAAACAUAAUCAUCCAUAAGCCUGCAUCCAACCCUCAUGCAAGACCCUUCCCAAUUCUCCAGGCAACGUUUAUCUUUGCUGAUCAUAUCCGCUGUAUCAUCGCAAAGCAGCGAUUAGCAAAGGGGCGCAUUCAAGCGCGACGUAUGAAGAUGCAACGAAUAGCAGUACUAUUGGAUCUUCCUGUGCAAACAUCCUCAGAAGUUAUGGGUUUUGGACAUGGCUCACCUUCUUCAGCCCAUCAUCUUCCUUUUAGGUUCUAUGACCAGUCUCGCCAAGGUGUCAGUGAUCCUACAGUUCAACGCUCAGUUUUUGCAUCGGUUGAUAAGGUUCCAGGGUUUGCAGUGGCACAGCACAUAAACCAGCAGAGUCCCUCUCCAGCUUCAUCCCCUUCCCCACCCUCUAGUGGCACCAUAACAACAAGCACUGGCUACAGCGAUACCAUCACCACCAGUGUAGCUUCCACUCCCUCAGCAACUCAGAGCCCCACAGAUGGACCUGAACUUCAAGAGCAGUCCCAUUUGACUUUUCCUGACCAGGUGGAAUUUGUCAAUGAAGCCCAUUUUUCACCUCCUACAGCAGAGGGUGGCUCGAGUUGUUACCAUCUGCCCAGCAGUACUGAGCCAGAAGCUGCUAAUCUGGCACCAAGUCUGACUCCAGCCCAUCAGCCAACUAUAUCGCUUAUUUCUGAUGACAACACAGAUGCAUUGAGCGUGGAGUCACUAACACUGCUGCCACCAGCUGAUGCACAGCAUAUCCGGAGUGUGAGCACUUUAAGCCAGACAUCCGCAUUAUCCGAGUCGAAUGGGAUGAUAGAAAAUGAGGACAAUAAUCGGCAAUCUGAAGUAUCCGAGUCAAUGCAUGGAAGGCACCAUAACGUUUGAAACAUCUGGGUUUGUGCGGUGAAACAGGUCUGAACAGCAAGGAAAUUAAACUUUUAGUCCAAACACAGAUGAAAAAGAAAAGCCUGUUACUCUGUGAAGCCCACAAAUUGCUUGUAAGUUCCUCUGGAUUCUGGAAGUGGGGAACCUUGCACAUAAGUUAGUCUACAGUUCCAGCUUUCCAGCUGAAGAACAUACUUUUAUGUACAGCUUUUCAUACUAAUCCCAUGCAUCAGUCCAGCUUGUCACUGACUAGGACUGAGUAGGUCAGACCUUGGUUUUAUCUGCCCUUUUCAAGGGAUUUCAGCAAAAUAUGUACAGCAGAGGUGUGUCAGUUUUUCAGCCAUGUAUGUUAUAUUACUGACUACACCCAACUGAAUUCAUUUGAUGGAACAAGUUGCAAAUUUAACUUUAUUUUAUAAAUUACCCCAAUAUAAAAUACAAAAUUUGCAAAUUAUGAAAGGAACAUUAAAUAAAACCACAAACAUCCAGCACCAAUCUAAAAUUAGAUGCACCAAAUAGAUCUGCUCUGCACAUUGUUAUUAAUUCAAACAGAUCUCAAACAGAUUUUAUAAAUUGCAUUUACAUAUUUGCAGCGCUUUCAUUUUUUUUUUUUUUUUUUUUUUUUUUUGCUGUGUUAAAAACCUGUAAACAAAUUUUAUUAAAUAUAAAUGACUUCCACAAGAUGAUACGGAACGGGAAUCCAGUUUUAAUAUUUGGCUCAAGUGCUGGCUACCUUGGAAGUUCUCGAUUUAAUGAAUUUGCUGGUUAUUUAUUCCAUUAAUUUAUGAAUCUGCUCUGACAGCUACAUAAUAUGUACAUUUUGGAAAUUGCAUAAGGAAGCCAAUUCAAACCAGCACUAUAUAUUCUGCACGCAAGUAUUUUAACGCAUGAUAGAUGAAAUGGGCAUAGGAAUAGCACCGAGGGAAAGACAGGCAUCUCAGAGAAGGAAAAUGAGAGGGUGUCUGCCUUCUGUUGUGUACUUGGUUUGGUCACGCAUUUUACAUUUAUUUUUCAAUUUAUGAGGGCCUCUUAACCAUGGAUGGGGUGAGAGAUAGAAUAAAUUGGGAAAUGUUUAUUGAUUAAAUCAAAGCCAUCCACAUCACUAAUGGCAGCACAUGGAAAGUAAUAGUUUGUAAAUAUAGUGUGUUUUUCCAGACAUCCUCAGAAACUUGGACUUUUGAAUUAAUUUAUAAAAUGUAUUAUUAACCUGCCUACACUUAGCUUCUCACUAAUCCUUUUGGUUGGCAAAUGCACACAGUUUAUUCCUCCCAUUGACAACCAAUUGGCUUCUGCACAGUUUCUUCAGUAACAUCUGCUCCAUUUGUAUUUCAAUAUAGAUCUGGAGGAGAAGUAAAGUCACAUUAUCAGAACUUUAAAAAGUUGACUAUAAAUUAGUGGUUUCUUUGUCUGUUGGGUCUGACUUUGUUACAUUACUUACCAUUUUGAUAUGACAAAACCAAAGUAAAAAACAGUAUGUCUAAAGCACUUCUCACUUACAGUAGGUGGAACAAAAUAGGCAAACUGGAAAAGCAAUUAUUUUCAAAUAAAAUGUAAAUACAAAAUUGACCUGUCCACAAAAUGAAUUGGUGGGCCUGAUGUUGGAUCUGAAGUCAGGCAAUAUAUCCAAUUAAAGUUAGUAAAGAAGCAGCUACAUUGUAUGCAUUCAGAAAUGAAUUAUUAAUUGUAAUAUUUUGACUUCAGUGUCUGGCUGUGUUUCAGUAAUCUGAUAUAUAGUAUAAAAGCUGAAUGAUUCAGUACUGAUCUUUAAUACCAGCUUCCUCACUCUGUGGAGACACUGAUAUUUAUUGUAAUAGACUUGUACAUCUCUUGCUGCUCACACUAGAUGGGUUUGACAUCAUAAGAUGAGCUAACUAUGCUUGUAUUUUUAAAUGUUGUUCUUUGAAACAUACCACAGUUUGGCUCCUGCUGAAUCCACUAUAAUAUGAUCCAUGAAUACUUAUGAUUAAAUCCUUCACUUUAAUACUGUAACUGAGUAUCGAAUGCUGUGAAAGCUAACCUGAUGGUUUUUCUAUUCAAUAUCUUUGUGACUGGUAUCUGGCUGAUCUCAUGUGGAAAUGGAUGUCACAGGUGCAGUCAAUUGGACUAAUCUCCUUACAACUGUCGUUCUCCAAAGUAUUAACAUAUAGAUAAAGAUUACACAGUUAAUAAUUAUUUCAUCGGGUAGAUCAAUUGAUUUUGUCAUGAUAUUGAGUCUACGGGCCAUCUGAAAUGAGCACCAUGACACAAUGUCCUUGCAUAAUUUCACUCCAAGGUCAUGACAUUAAUCCACAAUUUAAAAUGUUAUCCUUAUGCACAAUAUAAAUAGUGAUGUACUUUUGCUUCCGUUUAGUACAUUAGACCAUCAAAACAGUAAUUGGCGUGAGCAGUGAAUAUCUACCUAAUGUUUCAUCAAAAACGAAAUAGAACAAGUUAAAGGAAUCGGCUCCUAUUCAAUAUCAUCUGCAAACAUUACAAUACAUUCACGUUCAUUCCACAAUUUCAUACAUGCUGGACAGCCAAGUUGGAACUAUAUCAAUUUCAUCAGAAACUAACACAUACAUUGACAAACUUUCAUUUCAUUGUAAAAUACAUCAUAUAAAGAAUUUAUAGAAGAUGUUGCAAUGUUCUUAAGGAAGGCAGAUAACAGAGACCAAGGUCUAUCUAAAUAUUCAACCAAGAAAUAAAAUCGUAUAGUUCUCUUAGCAAACAACAGGGAUCAAAUAUAAGUUAAACGACAAGUACAGUAAAUUAACUUUUCUUUUUAAGUUGCUUCCCAUCAAAGCUGUUGACUUGUUAACAAUAAUUCCAAGUGUCCGUUACAUUUGGUUCUCGCGAUCCCUGCCUGCACCUGGAAUAACAAUUACUUCUACCAAUAAUGUUUUUAGCAGCAGGUUACAAGGAUAUUGCAUGUAAUUUAAAAGCACUGAUGUGAAUAUUAAUUUCUAACUUGCUGGUAACCAGUGGAAGAGGAAGACCUAAAUUUGUUGAGGGGGGGAAUCAAUUUAAAAUAAAGUAGUUUUGGAGAAUGCUAUGCAGGUAAAUAUUCAGUACAAAAGUAAUGUGCUGUUUAAUAUUUCAGUUCUCGUGGGGAUUUGGCAUGGUGGCAUGCAGCACAUUCAUUUUGUAGAACAAGCCAGUCUCGAUUUCAGCUGCUCAUCAAGUAGCUUGUCCAUUGACAUUAGGUAAUUCAUAGCAUUGUGCAGAUUGAACCAAUCAUAUAAAUUCAUAUUCACAGAAACCCCAGCUGGCUAUGUGAAAUGUGACAUGUUUCUACUGGUCAAAAAAGUGCAUUGUCCUGCUGGUAGAAUACUGAUGAACACAAUCACUUUCAGAGAUUGACAUGUGUCAUGUUCAUUCAUGCAGGUCCCCCCCCCCCCCCCCCCCCCCCCCCCCCCCCCAACCUCCGUGUGCUUGCAAAAACUUGGUGUGUCCUGAAGUUGCAACAUUUGUGUUCCUUUGCUGCUUUGACUUGUGCUGUUUAACAAACGGUGCAGAAGCAGUGAACAAUGUACGGUGUUUCCAUCGCAAAGGCAGUAUUAGUACAGUAUAUGGACUUGGUGUACUGAACAUAUUUUCUCAGCUCAGAGAGUUUUGUAUAGAUUAAAAAGAUCAUUGUAAAUGAAAAUGAAACAUUGUGUGUCAAUUGUGUAAAAAUGAAACUUUCUGUAUUUAAGAUUAAGCAAUACUAAGAUUAUCUACAUGAAUGCUUUCUCAAUCCCUAAAUUAGUGAACACCACAUUAGGGAUAUGUAAACUAAACUGUAAAUCAUGUGUAUAUUGGGAAAUGUGGGUUAUGUUUUAACUAGGAAAAUUGCUUUGUUUGCAAAUGUGGAGACUUGCUUUCCAUAUGAAGGUUCCUUUCAGACAUGCUUUUGUUUGCACCAUGAGCUCAGGUAGCACAGUUAAAAGUUAUGUAACCUGGGUAUUUCACAAUGCUCCAAGGGACAGAACAGGAAAGUGCACAAUGUAACCUGUUUGUCAUCUCCACAAUGGCAAUAAAUAUAAGGUUUGUUUUGCAUUUCAAAUGUGUUUAAUCUUUACUCCACAUUGGGGGAGCUAACUCAUGAAACAUUAAGAACGCUAAGCCUCCUGUCUGGUCCAGUGACAGGUAAUGGGUGUGAAGGGACUCUCUUUAAUUCACCAAAAUGCCUGUUGGUUUGAGGCAAUUUAGUUUCUGAAGUCCAUCCUUAAACUUACAAUGUGAGUUGAUGAGUUUGAUAAAUCAUAACCAAUUGGCAAGUAAACUUAACAUCAGUUCACAAUAUUAAUUUGCCUUAAUAACGAUAAGCAACACCUGCAACGAAAACCGCAUCAAACAUAAGCUUUAACCUAAAUAUUAUCAACAAGAAGCAGCUAAUUAGUUAGGGUUGUUAAAAAGAGAUUCCAGUAAAAUUAGUGGAAAUAUUUUUGCCACCUAAUUUCACUGUUGUCUUCCCUACUCACGAAAUGGGAUAUCAGUUUGUGACGUGAAUUUAAAACAUGACUAACUUGCAUAAACAUAUGUAUAACACACUAUAGUGCUUUCUGUGU
Leucoraja erinaceus (little skate) is the source of this 8078-nucleotide messenger RNA. It is a transcript of the gene clec16a, whose product is annotated as C-type lectin domain containing 16A. The transcript is spliced from 24 exons. Gene Ontology annotation, biological process: endosomal transport; endosome to lysosome transport; regulation of autophagosome maturation. Bases 418 to 3549 code for a protein of 1043 amino acids. The record is from RefSeq and is a predicted model, not a curated record. Lineage: Eukaryota; Metazoa; Chordata; Chondrichthyes; Rajiformes; Rajidae. Gene Ontology annotation, cellular component: endolysosome membrane; late endosome.